UUUGUAUUUCAACACUGAUUACCUCUAUGUGACGUCAUUAUGGCCUGGUUGGGUUAGGUUUACUUAGAAAUUUUUGUUAUAAAUCUUAUAUUUUAGUGUAUUAUAUGUUUUACUACUUUUUUUAGAUUAGUAAUAUAAAAUACCUCAUAAAAUAACGGUAAAACUGGUGCCAACAAGUGUUUGUUUGGACUGCAUUUUCUGGCGAAAAUGAAUCGCCAUGACGGAGUCAGCUGUGAUUCUUGUUUGAAAAAUAAUUUUCGAGGACGACGAUACAAAUGUUUAAUAUGCAUUGACUAUGACUUGUGCGCUGUAUGUUAUGAAGCUGGUGCCACUACCAAUCAACACACAACAGAACAUCCUAUGCAGUGUAUUCUUUCCAGAAGUGACUUUGAUUUGUACUAUGGCGGUGAAGCCUUGGCUCUGGAGCAACCACAAGCAUAUACUUGCCCAUAUUGCAACCGAAUGGGAUUCACAGACACAGCACUUAUGGAACAUGUCACUGCAGAGCACGCUGACACCACAUUAGCAGUUGUCUGUCCUGUUUGCGCAUCAAUGCCUGGUGGGGAACCAAAUUUCGUAACUGAUGAUUUUGCUGGACAUCUGACCCUCGAGCAUCGAACAGGACCCAGAGAUCUCAUCUCAUUUUUGGACGAGCCGAGUGGUAUUCGGCAUGGUGGUGUUCGUCGAAUGCCGCAUUCAGGACGCGGCGUCAGUCGCGCUCGGCGCACCAACAUGCACUUCAGUACGUCGGGCGGCAUCUCGUCGCUGUCGCCGUCGUCGCGCGACGCGGUGGUGGACCCUAUCGCGGAGCUGCUGUCGCAGCUGUCGGGCGUGCGGCGCGGGCCCGGCCAGCCCGGCACGCCCAGCCAGCUGCAGCAGCUGCAGAUACAGCUGCAGCUCGAGCGGCAACAGGCCACCGCGGCGCGGCAGCAGCUGGAGCGGUUGCCGCGGCGCGCGACGGGCGCGGCGGCGGGCGGCGCGGGCGGCGGGCCGGGCGCCGCGCCCGCGCCGCAGUCGCAGCCGCAGCCGCCGCCCCAGGCGCACCACGCGCCGCCGCAGCCCGACGACUCCGACACCAUCUUCCUGCUGGACUUACUGCCCUCCGGAUUCCAAGGCGUGGUGGACAGCGCGGCGAGCGCGGAGGCGGAGUCGCGCGCGGCGCUGCUGCGCGGGCUGGUGCUGGCGUCGCUGGGCCGGCCGCCGCCCGCCGCGCGCCCGCCCCCGCCCGCGCCCCGCGCCGCCGCGCCUCCCGCGCCCGCCGCACACCCCGCGCCGGCGCCCGCACCCGCGCCAGCCCCCGCGCCCGCGCCUCUGCGGGCCAAGCCGCAGCCCCGCACCAAGGAGGCGGCGGCACGCGCGCACGCGGCUGCGCGGCAGCUGCCGGAGGGCAGGUAG
Molecule: messenger RNA, 1395 nt
Organism: Achroia grisella
Lineage: Eukaryota; Metazoa; Arthropoda; Insecta; Lepidoptera; Pyralidae
Gene: Kcmf1
Product: E3 ubiquitin-protein ligase KCMF1
Exons: 9
Coding region: 208-1395 (395 amino acids)
Biological process (GO): synaptic signaling
Cellular component (GO): plasma membrane
Molecular function (GO): zinc ion binding
Source: RefSeq, a predicted model, not a curated record